Messenger RNA from Emiliania huxleyi CCMP1516, 3013 nucleotides. RefSeq lists its product as hypothetical. Gene Ontology annotation, cellular component: exosome (RNase complex). The coding region runs from base 1 to 2874 and encodes 957 amino acids. Gene Ontology annotation, molecular function: RNA binding; 3'-5'-RNA exonuclease activity. The transcript has 11 exons. Lineage: Eukaryota; Haptophyta; Isochrysidales; Noelaerhabdaceae. The record is from RefSeq and is a predicted model, not a curated record.
AUGCUAGCGCAGUCUAGCAAGCGGUCGCCGCUGUCCCGGCUCGCCGUCGCGCAACAACGUCGUGGUGGUCCGCUCACCGGCUCCGCCGCAGCCUUGUCGACGUCGUCAACUUGGCAGUGGCUGAAAUCGCUCUUCUCGCCGCCAACGCCGGCACCAGUCACGCAAGCCAGUGGUCCGUCGAGCGUCGCCGCCGGCGCGCCAGCUGCUAAUGCGUUGCAGCCGCGCGGUCGGGUCACUGGGAAGCUCUGCGUCGCGGCGAUCGAUCCGCCCCCCAACUUUGACGCCUCGUGCGCCGCGGUUGCCCGUGCGGUGGCGGGCGCCGAGACGGUUCUUCUCGCCGUGUGCAAGGCUGACCUGCUGCCGCAGCUCUCGCCGGGCGAGCUCGAGUCGCUCCGGCGGCGGUUCGAACGGCGGCGACCCGGCGUAUCGUGCGCCUCCGCCUUUGGGGAGAGCAGCACUCGGCCGCUCGCAGCGGAGGUGCUGGCGCAGGCGUCCCGGGGCGGGCACAGCGAGCCGUUGGCUCCGCUGGUUGCACGCUUGAGCGCCCGCCCGGAAGCAGUCGAGGCUGGCUCGUGGCGGCGGGUGCCGGUCGGCGUCGGCCGCAAGGCUGUCCUCGAGCUGGUGGGCGACGGCGGCCGUGGCGGCGGGGGAGAGGUGUUGGGGAGGGCCGAGGUCGUGUUUGCGGGCGGCGGUGGCGGCGAGGAGGAGCAGGAGUUGGCGGAACUCAGCGCGGGUCUGCUGGCGAGGCUCUACUCCUUCAUGGGCGGGCACGCGCUGGACGUGGAGUGGGCGGGUGUGGGGUGGGUCUCCCUCUGCGCGCAGAGCCCGUUUGUCGUCACGCCGCUCUCUCCCGCCGGCUGCAUCGCGUCCGCCCGGAGGCCGCUAUACGCCCGCUCGGCGGAGCUGGGCGGGCCGACGUACGCGCCCUACCUGUCCGAGGCAGGGCUGGCGGAGGGCCUCGAGAGCGGCGAGCUGGCAAAGGGGCGUCUGCAAGUGACAUACAGCAACCCUCAGAAUGCGUUCGUGGCGGGCGGCGUCGGGCAGGCCCCGGCGGUGUCGCUCUUUGGCCGAAGGGCACUCAACCGGGCGCUGCACGGCGAUGAGGUUGCGGUGCGGAAGGGGGGGGCGGCCGAGGCGGCCGAGGCGGGCGAGGUUGGCAAGGGUGAAGCGACGCGGAGGGGCGAGGGCGAGGGCGAGGGCAGCGAGGUGGUUGGGCUGCUGCGGCGGGUGGAGCGGCUGCUCGUCCUGCACACGGGCAAGGAGGAGCCGGUGGGCGGCCGCUGGUCUUCCUCUCCGCCACUCGCCCUCCCAAGGGAUGGCCGCUACCCGCCGUUUGAGCUGUCGGCAAGCUGCUCGCCCGGACAGCUCGCCAGUGGACACCAGUCAAGUGGACACCAGUCAAGUGGACACCAGUCAAGUGGACACCAGUCAAGUGGACACCGGUCGGGCCAGCUGGUCGCCGCGAAGGUGGGCAGCUGGGAGGUGGAGCAGACGCACCCGUCGGCGACGGUGGUGCGGGUCCUGGGCGAGGCUGGGACGGCGGCGGCGGAGUCGGAGGCGCUGCUCGUGGAGAGCGACGUGCGGCUCGAGCCCUUCUCGGACGAGGUGGAGGCGUGCCUUCCGCCCGCCGACUGGAGCAUCUCCGCCCGCGAGAUUGCGCGCCGCCUCGACCUGCGCGACGCCGCGGGCGUCGACAUCUUCUCGAUCGACCCGCCCGGGUGCGUGGACAUCGACGACGCCCUUCACUUGCGCACUCUCUCGCCGGGCGUCUUCGAGGCAGCCUCGCGCGGCGAGACCUUCUACCUCGUCAACACGCGGGCAAACAUGAUCCCGCCGCGCCUGUCGGAGGACCUGUGCUCGCUGCACCCGCACGUCGACCGGCUCGCCUUCUCGGCCCUCUUCACCAUGGACGAGCGAGCAAACCUCCUCUCCACGACCUUUGCGAAGAGCGUGAUCCGCUCCGCCGGAGCCCUCUCCUACGCCGACGCGCAGGAGCGGCUAGAGAGGGAGGGCUGCCCCGAGCCGCGCACGGCCGCGCUGCAGACGCUCGGCCGCCUGGCGGCGGCGCACUCGCUCAUUGAGGAGUUCAUGGUCCUCGCCAACUGCGCCGUCGCGAGGCGCGUCGCCGAGGCGUGGCCGGAGGCGGCGCUGCUCCGCCUCCACCCGCAGCCGGAGGAGUCAAAGUUUCGCGCCCUCGCCCGCGCGCUCGAGCAGCAAGGGAUGCCCUUCCGGGCGAGCGGCGCGCGCGAGCUGGCCGCCUCCCUCUCCCUCGGAGCGCACGAGCUGGCCGCCUCCCUCUCCGCCUGCACGAAGCCGGCCGACCCGCACUUCAACCACCUCGUGCGCCUCAUCUCGACACGCUGCAUCGCGCCCGCAAAGUGCUUUCGCUACCGCACCACCCUCGGGGCCGAACCCACACUGGAUUCGGCGACGGUCAGCGACGCGUACGUUGUCCGCGUGGCCGAGUCGGGCGUGACGCUGCUCGUGCCGGAGCACGGCUUCGAAGGCUACUCGCACCUCGCCCCCCCGGGCGGCGCCAGCCCCUUCCGCUACGACAAGGAGCGGGAGGAGCUGUCUGCGGGCGGGUGCCGCCUCCGUAUGCUCGACCGCGUGCGGGUGCGCAUCUCCGUCGAGCUCGGCCCGCUCAGCAAGCCGCGCCUCGUUCUCGCCAUCGUCGAGCCGAAGCUGCCGAAGGGCGCGGCCGCCGCUCCUCGGCCGACGGCCUUCCAGGAGGCCAUCGCUGAGGAGGCGGCGAGCCCGCGAGGGGGGUCGAGGCGGGGAGGCGGCAAGAAGGCGUCUCGGCAGCAGAGGUCGAGGGGCAACCCGAGGUCGGCCCGCAGGCAACCCGCGGAGUUCCGCGUCCAGCGGAGUUGACAGAGCGAUCGCGCAACCUGAACUGUCGUGCGAACGAUCGACUUUCUGUGGACUAUCGCAGCAUAUGCACGGCCCGAACACGCGCGGGGCCCCGCCACCAGCACAGUGCAGCACCAAUAUCUCUUUUUUAAGCCAUAGA